AUGAAGACCAGUCUUCUGGACACAUGGCGCAUGUACGCCCCCGAGGAGAGGCGCAACAUCAUGAUCUACAUCGUCGGGAUCAUGUUGUACAAGUUCGGCCUCGAGGCUUUCAACGGUUCGGUCAUUGCACUUGCGACGAACAGAUACGACACGAUCGAGGGCGGCGGCAACACUUUUGAGCGAAUUGGUUUGUUGACUGCGCUCAAUCAGACGUUCCAGUGUAUCGGUUCCAUUCUCAUCGCGCCGCUCAUCAAGCGAUACGCAACCAAGAAUGUUCUGUCGUGCGCUAUUAUCGUCUUCGGGCUUCUCACGGCCAUCCUUCUUAUUGUCGACGCCGCAACUGGUGGUCGGAUUAAGCCAAGGAACUGGGAUGCAACGCACGAUGAGGAGGACUUCAGCUACUACGGCGACUGGGACACCGACGGCAUUAUUCCAAUCUACUGUAUCACUGGCAUUGCCUAUGGUAUGGUUGAGUUGAUCCGUCGGGUCAUCCCCCGUGACAUUGUCGGCGGUAAUGUCCAGAAGCUGAGACGUAUGGACGCUUUGGUGCACAUCUUUUAUGAGAUCGCUGGUACUGGAGGUGCAUUCUGCACUGCCCUUGGUCUGAUCCCAUACUUUGGCAACAACAUGUCCUUCAUCAUCACACCCAUUUGCUUCGCCUGUGCCAGUAUCGUUUGGUUCUUCAUUACCAAACUACACUUCACCCGACCUGAAGCUCUGGAGCAUCAAGAGCGAACAUUUGCGGGCUACAUGCGUAGCAUUGGAAGGAGUGUUUAUCUCUUCUUCAUGUCCGCUUACACCGGAGCAAUCAUCGUCUUCAGUAGCCGCAAGUUCGUUUGGCUCCUACCAGGAUAUGCCUUCGCCCUCUACGGCCAUCGAUACCUGGAGAACGGCAUUGCGCCUCUCAUCGCCCGUCGAUACUUGGGUAACUCAGCCUGGUCUCAGAUCAUGGUCGGAGGAUCCAACCUUGGCGAGCUUCUGGGCGCUCUCACUGUGUUCCUCUUCACCAACCUGGUGCACACCCCGAUGCCUUGGCUUCGCCUCGACGCUUUGAUGCUUUUGAUCGUCUGGUAUCUUGCUUUCUGGUACCCACCACAAGAGCAAGUCGCUCAAGCCUGGAUCGUCGCCGCGACAUUUAUUCCCAUCUCCUUCGGAUGGGCAGCCGGUGAUGUCUCGCUUGCCGCCUACAUCCAGGCUUCGCUUGCCCGUAUCGAAAGCAAGACCAAGGAUGUCUCAGCACUUGGUGCCGUCAUGUCUUUCUUGUACUGCACAUACAUCGUCAUCUACGCCAUCUGCAACCCACUUCUCGGUCGCUAUGUCGAUGGUGUCUACGAGCGUUCGGGGGAUACGGACAUCCAUCCAGCUAUCUUUAACAUAGCCGGCGUGCAGUUCACCGUCCUAUGCGGCGUCAUGCUUCUCGCCACGUUGGUGCCAAAGGGAGCCAUCAGCUUCAACCCACCAGCCCUUUACGGCGAAUCUCUCGACUCCGACGUCGACGGCCUCGUCGACAAAGACUCAUCCGACAUGGACGAGAAAGAGAACGGAGAAUACCGAAAGGGAAGUGUCACUGCCGGCUUCGAGGACGCUAUCAUGCCAGAAGAGCCUUCUUCUCUGCAGCCCGUCGAGAAGACUUCCAAGAUCACGCAUCAUGAGCGUUAA
Molecule: messenger RNA, 1659 nt
Organism: Zasmidium cellare ATCC 36951
Lineage: Eukaryota; Fungi; Ascomycota; Dothideomycetes; Mycosphaerellales; Mycosphaerellaceae
Exons: 5
Coding region: 1-1659 (552 amino acids)
Biological process (GO): transmembrane transport
Molecular function (GO): transmembrane transporter activity
Source: RefSeq, a predicted model, not a curated record